This is a messenger RNA of Trichoderma asperellum CBS 433.97, 825 nucleotides long. The record is from RefSeq and is a predicted model, not a curated record. Lineage: Eukaryota; Fungi; Ascomycota; Sordariomycetes; Hypocreales; Hypocreaceae.
AUGCCCAAACUUCAGAGUCUUCUGCUUGACACUGUCAUGCAAGGCCGCCAGCGUCGGUCUCGACCCAUGCUCUUUCGGCUACCUGCCGAGAUACUAGACAAAAUCAUUGAUUUGCUAGAGGACGACAAGGAAGCUCUGGCUUCCCUCGCGCUGGUAGAUAGCGAUUGUUGGUACCUCGCUCGUACGCGCCAGUUCACUCAGAUUCGUUUCGACUACAGUCUUCAGUCGCACGAGCUGCUCAGGCGCAUGGCAACCGAGCCUUCUGAUGACAAAAACGAGACGAAGCCUUUGUUUCCUAUUGGCGUUUGCGUGCGCAAAGUUACCGCUUCGGGAGUUUUUUUCCCCCACUAUUCACCCGGAGUUUCGAUCAGCGGGCUUGAGCAGUCGGUUAACGAGCUCCAGGUCGCGGCUGAUGCGGACUACGUCAACCAACGAAAGCUCCUCGUAGCCGGGAUUGCCUCCAAAAUGCCCAAUCAUGAUGUUCUUGUCUGCAACGAUCAGGUUGGUCUGGACAAUGACUUUAUUGAGGCCAUUUCCCGUUGUUUUGCCAAGCAUGUCAAGUUUAAAAGAAUACAGAUUGACAAAACGUGGCCGAUGAGACCGUUUUUGGCCCCUGUCCGAUGCAAUCCUGGGCAACACGGUAACGAUAGCAUGGAUGAUCCCACAUCUGCUUUCUUCAAUACGCUCUUUCAACGUUGCUCUUCUACGCUUGAGUCUUUGACUUGGUCGCACAUGAAAGAGUUCAAAAAUAUCGUCAAGGCCUCUCUAGACGAUUCAAAUCUCACAUUUCCUCGUCUACGAUGUCUUAGACUGGAGCAUUCAUAA